ACCCCCCCCCAAACUCCACCUUCCGGGCGCGCGGCGCGGAGCCGGGCGGUGGGAAUGGAGCAAGCAGAUUGAGGCCGCCACUGCAGCGCCGCCAGCAUGAACUUGGCCGCGAGCUGAAGCGGAGGGCAGCGGGCGGGCGCGGGGGCACCGGCCGCUAGCCAGGGGGUGAUCUUCAAUCCGGCUGGGCCAUUCGGCGGGCGCCUGGGGAGAGGCUGCCUGUGCCGGUGGCUGCCCGCCCCUCCGACUCUGUCCUGGCUGCUGCUGGAGCUCCGCAACACGCCCUGUGUCUAGGUCAUUUGGAAAACGCCUUGGAGAGUCAAGAAUAAAAUUCCAGGUCAAACAAUGGAUGACUGGAAAAGUCGACUCAUACUCGAGAGCAUGCUGCCCCAUUUCAACAUGGCGGGAAAUCGUCAGGAGCCCAGAAGGCUCCAGGAAUCGGGAACCAGUAAAAGAAGACAGGAAGGAGACAACUUCCACUUUACUGGCAUGGCUGACGGGGGCUACCCUAAUAAAAUCAAGAGACCUUGCCUUGAAGAUGUCACCCUCUCUAUGGGCCCAGGUGCCCACCCGACUCUUUCUACAGAACUGCAGAUGCCCACAUUAACCAUGAAUCCUAGCUCUGCAGAUCUGGGUGUAGCUGGCCAGUCAUUACUUCUUGAGAAUAAUCCUCUGGACAACAAUGCUAUGAAUAGCAGUGCUAUGGGCUCACCAUUUGGGGUGUCGUCGACUGCAGACACAGGGCUGAAAGGGCAUGCUAUUCCUUAUUAUGAGAAAAACAACAAUAUGCCAGCUGUGGACCAGGAACUUCAAGAUCUGCUGGAGGAACUAACCAAAAUUCAAGAGCCUUCUUCAAAUGAUCUUGACCUUGAGAAGAUUCUGGGGAGCAAGCCAGAAGAGCCUGUGGUUGAACAUCACUCCCAGGCUCCCCUUGGCCCACCUGCCAAGCUUCCAGUUCAGAUGCCACAUAUGGAGAGCCUUGGGCCCAGCAAGGAGUAUGCGUCUAGCUGCAGUCAAGCCACUGACACAUCACUCCCAGUCUUGCCCUCCUCCACAGAGAUCAACUAUCCCAUUCCUCCCACCAGUAAGCAGAUAGCCUCACCCAGUUCUUCAACGGCACAGGCUCAGGUCAAAAACCAGGCCCAGACCAUGCUCCCUGUCACUUUGCCUCCGUUAUCUGUGCCUCAGUGGCAUCAUGCCCACCAGCUGAAAGCACUUGCGGCCAGCAAGCAGGGAUCUACUACAAAACACCACGGUUCCAACCGUAGUUGGUCCAAUCUGCCUACUCCAGGCCUCUCCCCACCUUACCUACGCGUCCCAUCACCUCAUCCACCACCAACACAGCCACCUCCACCACCACCAUUCAGCCCACAGAACUUCACAGCACCCUGCAUGUCAUCUAAUAGCUUGUCUGGGAGUGCUGCGCAAAGCUCGUCCAAUGCCUUACUCUCCAGCAUGGCCCCCAGCAGCAAUGCUGCCCUUGGGCCCACCUUGCCCUAUGCUCCAGCGAAGCUCCCAGCUCUGCCUCACAAUCAGAAGCCACAAUUCAGCCCCCAGAGCUCCAUUCUUGCCAAUCUGGUGUCCUCUUCUGUCAAAAGCCCCCAGGGACACCUAUUAUCUGCUGUGCCUACCAGCACCCCAGGACCAUCCCCACCCUACCGCCCCGAGAAUCUCUCCAGCCCCGGCUUGCCACAGCAGUCCUUCACUCCACAAUACUCUCUGAUCAAGAGCCUCACUCCCACCAGCAGUCUGCUUAGCCAGCAGCAACAGCAACAGCAGCAGCAGCAACAACAUCAACUUCAGCAUCAGCAUCAGCAGCAACAGCAAGCAAAUUCCAUCUUUAAGCCUAUGACCAGCAGCCAGCAAAGCAAAACCCUGAGCAUGAUCAUGCAGCAGGGCCUGGCAAGUUCCAGUCCAGAAGGACCUGAGCCCUUUAUCUUCAGCAACACCAAACCCUUGUCGCAUUUUGUUUCUGAGCCAAGCCCCCAGAAGAUGGCCUCCAUGCCUGCCUCCUCCAGGCAGUCAUCCCUGUUCCAUUACCUGCCUCAGGCAACACCAGCACAUGUUCCUUCUGCCACUGCCUCCUCUACUGCCACUGCCACCUUGCAACUCCAGCAGCAGCACCAUCAGCAGCAGCACCAACCUGACCAGUCUUCAUUCCUCCUGCAGCAGAUAAUGCAGCAACCCCAGCGCUUUCAGCGCAUGGUGGCCUCUGAUUCCAUGCCCGCUCUGCCUGGACAGCAAGAGAAGCAGAGAUCAGGUCCUAUGGCAAUGACCCCUAAACAGCGGAAUAUUUAUAUCGCCCAGCAGAUGACUCAACUUCAAGCAGUACAAGAACAACUCAUCUCCAAGUGUAUCCAGACGUAUGUGAGACCCCCAUUCAACCAGCAUAUGAUGCCACCCAAAACUGAGCUCCUCCAGGACAAUCUGAUUCCAAGACUAUUACCACCCUUUAGUCACAUAGGUGUUUGCUCAUCAGCUCUGAAGAAACAGCAAGUCAACAUCGGCUUCCCAUUUCCCAUCUCCUCAGGCUUGGGUCAGGAUCCCCUGAAUAGUCUUGGCUCUGUGUGUCCCAAAGCCAAGGCCAUGCCCCCAGAAGUGCCCCUGCCCAAGUUCUGUGUCAACCACCUGGGUAGCCAAUCCUUUACUUCCCACCAACUCAGCCUCCCUAGUGUGCCAAUGAUGUCUCUAGUGUUUAGUAAUGCAGUCUGGGCAGUGGCAGCUGCAGCUGUAGCCACACCAGUUUCAAAGAAAUCACCCCUGAGCCAAGUAGAUAUUUGCAUGCUGCAGUGUUGUGAUAGUAGCACCAUCCUCUUUGCCAAGGCACCCAUAAGUGUACCCCCAACAGCUCGAGCAUUUCCAUCUCAGCGGAUUGUGGUCCAGGCCAAUCAGAUAGCCCCAGGAGUCAGGCCUGGCCAGAAGGUGCCUGCGGCUCUGGUUGGCCCCAGAUUCAGCUUAUUGAGCAAUCCGAGCCUUGUGCAGAGCCCAGCACAGGGGCCAGUGCCUGUACUGAGCACCACGCCCCUCCAGCAGAGCAUGGCCAGCUGCUCUCCCUUGAGUCCCGUUCAGGGACUAGAGCCGCCAAGCUAUGUAGCUGCUAUUGCUGCCACCAGCCAAUCCCCAGGUACCUUGAUGAGAGCUAGCACAUCCCCUGAGCCACAGGACAAUGUCUUGCCUCAGGCCCAGUCCCCAUCCAAUGGACUGAUCUCACCAUCAUCUGCAGGCAGUGAGGUGAAUUUCGUGGAAGAACUUUUAGAAGGCUCCAGUGUGGCCCCAGAUAAAGACUUGUGCAACUUGAGGCUGAUAGAUGACAUUCUGCAACAGCGUGCUGCUGCCCCAAAUGCCACAGCACAGAAUGCUGAACAAGUCACCCAGGGUGCCAAGGAGCUAUAAAUCAAAGCAGGGUGCCCCAGAAAGCCCCAUGCUCUCACUCAAAGGUGUUGCCUGAAUCUGCAGCCCAUGUGAAACUGGCCCUAGACACCCACAGUAGGCUCCCAGUUCCACUCUGAAUCCUGUCAACCCUGCCCAUCCCCCUGUCAACCUGAUGAAGAAAAAGCAGGUGAUUUUUCAAGCUACUUGUACAUAUUUGAAAAUUUUGUAAAUGGUUUUCCUAAUCAUAAAUGACAGAAGUAUUUAUACUUGGUUUUGUGGCUUUGUAAAUAAAGUGGCGGCUUUGGUUGCAAUAGAAUUGUGUUUAUUAUACAUUGUUCCAAACAUGCAGACUGUGUUGUUCACUCCAGUGAUACCUUGUUAAACCAGGUGGCUGAGUCACUGAGGUUUUCAUGCCACAAGAGAUGUGGAUGUGACCAAGAGGUGUUGUUGUGCAAACUGACAAAUGCCAAAUAGAAGCCACUUGGUCAUUAAUUUCCACUCCAUUACAAUCUGUGCUACCCCGUGUGACUAUCCUAUCUCUCGCAAGCCUUUAAGUCUCAGCUAGUUCUUUCCUAAUGAGAAUUUACAGCAAAAGUCGUGGUAUGAGUAAGUGGCUCACAGAGACACUCAUGGAAGGCCAAGAGCAUCCUUUAGGGUUGGUUGGGAGAGGUGCAGAAAUAGCCUUUGAGCUGAGUUUGUGACCUGGCCACCUCAAGGAACUAGAGCGUUCCCUUCCCUUUGUCACCUGUGGUGACCUUCAGACGCAGAGAAAGCCCCAGCUUUAGAAAGCUUUAGUGUGCCAUCACAGAGUGAUGCUUUAAAAUCUGCUUUAAACCAUUUGACAUUCAUUUCUAUAGAAACCUCUGUAGUUUUGGGGGGAAAGUCUGGAAACAUUAAUAGUUGAUUUGGGGUUUGUCGUUAAUGGCUUCUAUUUGCAAUUCUCAUCAUGUAUAUUUAAGCGUCAGUUAGAGAAACUCCACAGCCACUGUCCUGUAAACUUUUCGCAGUGUCCAGAUCUUGUGUAAUCACAUUUUAAUUGCCACCUUGUAUUUUGAUUCUACAAUUGAAAUCUGGCAUCUGUUUCAGGCCAGUGCAUUUUUGUUGUUGUUGUUGUUGUUGUUGUUGUUGUUGUUGUUAUUUUGUUGUUCCCCCUUUGUUCUGUAAUAAACAGCCAGGAGAAAAGUG
Molecule: messenger RNA, 4554 nt
Organism: Microtus ochrogaster (prairie vole)
Lineage: Eukaryota; Metazoa; Chordata; Mammalia; Rodentia; Cricetidae
Gene: Mamld1
Product: mastermind like domain containing 1
Exons: 6
Coding region: 343-3390 (1015 amino acids)
Biological process (GO): regulation of transcription by RNA polymerase II
Cellular component (GO): nuclear body
Source: RefSeq, a predicted model, not a curated record